CAACAACAACAACAACAACAACAAGAUGUGAAAAAUAACAAUCUGUGUCUGAAGAUCCUAAAAACUGAAGACUCUGCGGCGGGAAAACACCGGAAACGGAAAAACGCUGAAAGAACCCAGAACCAGAACCGAACCUUGACUGGACCUCCCGCCUCUCUGUGGGAACAAACACGAACCAUGAAUUAGAACAGAACCGAGCCUGGAUCAGUUCCAGAACACACAGAAAACCCUGACCUGGUCCGGUCUGACAGAAUCCUGGUCUGGUUCUGAGGGGCUGCAGUGAUGGCAGGUCGUGGACGGGGGGCUAGGAGUUUCAGUGUGGAUUCAGUGGGGAUCAGCAGAGAUUCUCUACCUGUGACUGUGCAGCAGCCUACACCUGAGUUCCCUGUGAUGGAGCAGAAGCCCCUCCCUCUCACAGGUGGGGAGGAGGUGGAGUACCUGCUGGCACUGAAGCAGGACCUCAGAGCAGCCAUGAAGAGUCUGCCGUGUUUCAUCCAGCCGGUCCAGGUGCACAAAGACGUGGAGCGCUACUCCGAUAAAUAUCACCUGAACGAGCACAGCAAGAGCCUGAAAGACUGGACCCUGGACUGGAAGAGGUUUCCCAAAGAGCUGCGACUUCAUGUCAGGAGACCACACAGCAAGGGUGCAGUGCUCAGCUCAGUGCAGUCAGGACAGAAGAAGGAGCAGGAGCAGGAGCAGGAGGAGGGGAGGCAGAAGGAACAGGUGCUCCUGAACCUGGAGACCCUGGAGAAGAAGGAGGAGCAGGAGAGCUCUGAGGAGGAGGGAGAGCAGGAGAAGAAGCAGGAGAAGGAGGAGCAGGAGCCUGAAGAGGAAUACGAUGAGGAAGAGUUUGAAGAGGAGACAGAUUACAGCAUGCCCUACUUUGACAAUGGAGAGGACUUUGGAGGAGACAGUGACGACAACAUGGACGAGGCUAUUUACUGAAGAUGGAUGAGACUAUUUACUGAAGACAGCAUGGACGAGGCUAUUUACUGAAGGGGGCCAGGGAUAAGGCUAUUUACUGAAGGGGACCAGGGAUAAGGCUAUUUAGUGACGAGACCAGGGACAGGUUUUUUUACCUACAAGAAAAGGGAUGGAUUUAUUUCCUGACAAGAACAAGACUAUUUGCUGACAGGGACAUGUCUAUCUCCUGACGAAGACACAGCUAUGUACUGAUGACGACAUGAGGCCAGUUUUGAAUGUCCAUCUAACACCUGCAGCACAUCUGGACUGUUGGUUCUGACCAACUGGACCAUGAGAGGUUUUAGAUUAGUUGUUUUUCUAAGUGUUGUUGUUGUUGUUGUUGUUGUUGUUGUUGUUGUUGUUGUUGUUGUUGU
Molecule: messenger RNA, 1337 nt
Organism: Austrofundulus limnaeus
Lineage: Eukaryota; Metazoa; Chordata; Actinopteri; Cyprinodontiformes; Rivulidae
Gene: polr3glb
Product: RNA polymerase III subunit GL b
Exons: 9
Coding region: 283-945 (220 amino acids)
Biological process (GO): transcription by RNA polymerase III
Cellular component (GO): RNA polymerase III complex
Source: RefSeq, a predicted model, not a curated record